UGAAGCCGCCCUGACCUUUCACCCUGUUCUGUGCUAACGGCCGCCUCCUGAAGCGAACCGUUUACCCGCUGAGGUUCGGACCCGCCGCCAGGUCAACGGCUCGGUUCGGUUCGGUCGCUUCAGCAGAACCGGGGCGGUGUCGUGUGGAAGCUAACGGCUAACUGCUGCAGAUGGAGGAGUUUCUGCGGAGCUGCCGGCGGACCCUGCAGAUAACUGUCCCUUUGAUAAGUCACCAAUAAAUGCAACCAAUCACCUGAUCGGUCCGGUCAGCCACACCUGGAGAACCAAGAAAUCACUUCAACGGAACCUUCAGACAGCAUGAAGUUUCUAAAACCCAGAGAUCACAUCCAGACCAGAACCAGAUUCCGGCCUGGUCCUGGUUCUGACUGCUGCGUCUCGGUUCUGCAGGAGAACCUGGACCGGGCCGGUCCAGAUGUCCACGUGGUUCUGGGGAACGAAGCCUGUGAUGUGGACUCCAUGGUGUCGGCCAUGGCCUUUGCCUACUUCCUGUUCAAGACUGCAGGCGGCGACUCGCUGGUUCUGCCCCUGAUGAACAUCCGGCAGUCGGACCUGGCGCUGCGGUCCGACAUCGUGUUCCUGCUGCGCCGCGCUGCUCUGCCGCAACACCUGCUGCUGUUCCGGGACCAGCUGGAUCUGCGGGCGCUGCGGCGCGCCGGCCGCCUGCGGCUCAGCCUGGUGGACCACAACGUCCUGCCCAGUUCAGAUGCUGACCUGGAGGGGGCAGUAGUGGAGGUGCUUGACCACCAUCAGGCUGAGAGGAAACCCUCCCCUACCUGCCCUGUUACUGUGGAGAUGGUGGGAUCCUGUGCUACCUUGGUAACCGAACGCAUCAUCAAGGAAGCUCCACAGAUCCUGGACCAGCAAAUCGCCCUCCUACUCUACGCCACAGUGGUGCUGGACUGCGUCAAUAUGGCUGCCGCUGCAGGUAAAGUGACUCCUAAAGACAGCUGCUACGUUGCUGAGCUGGAGGCGCGGUUCCCCUCUCUGCCACCAAGGGGCGCUCUGUUCCAGGAGCUGCAGAAGGCCAAGCUGGACGUCUCAGGUCUGAACAUGGAGCAGAUGCUGUUAAAAGACAUGAAAGCCGUUUCAGGAAGUCUCAACAUCGCCAUUCCUGUCAUCUACCUCCCUCUGGAGGAGCUGCUGCAGACGGCCGAGUUGGAGGAGGAGCUUUCAGCUUUCUGUCACAAGUCUGGAUUUGAUUUGCUGCUUAUGAUGACGAUCUCCUUCACUGACAGAGAGGAGCCAAUCAGAGAGCUUGCUGUGUUCAGCCACAGCAGCACCUGCAGGGAGCAGGUGAGCAGCUACCUGCAGCGGGCCCAGAGCCCCGCCCUGGGCCUCAGCCCCGCCCCCUGCCUCCACCCUCUGAUCUCAGCGUUCCACCAAGGUAACGCGGUGGCGUCCAGGAAGAAGCUCCUCCCCCUGGUCCAGGACUUCCUGAGGGAGUGCGAUGGCGCCGGUUGCCUAGGAGACGCGGAGGAGGAGCCGGCGGUGCCGCCCACGCCCACGAACAGCCUGGUGGACGGCUGCCCUCUGGACGGCGGCCUGCCGCGCAUCACCGUCGAGGAGCUGCGGAGCAAGUUCGAUGACCUCUGACCUCAGCUCYGUUACCACGGCAACAUCUCUGGAAAAUGGAGAUGCAGCAUCAGAACACAAGAACCUUUUUAAUCUCUCAUCAAUCUGGCGGGUCCAACAGAACCUACGGKAUCRGCCAAAGAGCAGCGGAGAGACGUUCUAUCCCAAACCUCCAGAAUAAAAGCCAUUAUUUCAGSAAUUAAAGAAACUUCAAAAUAAAA
Poecilia reticulata (guppy) is the source of this 1814-nucleotide messenger RNA. It is a transcript of the gene prune1, whose product is annotated as prune exopolyphosphatase. NCBI's taxonomy places the organism in Eukaryota, Metazoa, Chordata, Actinopteri, Cyprinodontiformes, Poeciliidae. The record is from RefSeq and is a predicted model, not a curated record. Gene Ontology annotation, molecular function: exopolyphosphatase activity. Gene Ontology annotation, cellular component: cytoplasm.